Bursaphelenchus xylophilus (pine wood nematode) is the source of this 573-nucleotide messenger RNA. NCBI's taxonomy places the organism in Eukaryota, Metazoa, Nematoda, Chromadorea, Rhabditida, Aphelenchoididae. The record is from the annotation of a GenBank genome assembly.
AUGCAUGCUAUAAACGACAGAGCCCACCUGAACUUGGACGACAAAAUUAUCGAAUUAAAAAAUGGCCUUCUCAAUCUUCCCGACGACGACCUACGCGGACCGGAGUUCAGCAAAGCGGGAAACGUGUAUCGCAACGAUACGUUCCCUAAGAUGCGCAACGAGGUCUCGAUGGGAUGGGAGGAGAACGCGUUGUAUUUCGAGGCCAACUUGUUGGAUCUUUUGCGAAAUGUGAGCUUUUAAUAAUUAUUCGUCCUAAAAAAUACUCUUUUUUAGGAUUCCAGGCAAAGAAUUAUCGACGCAAAUGCACGGAAGUUCCUGAACAUAACUCAGCUUCAGCUGACGCAACAGAUUUGUGAGGUUUAUGUAAGGUAUAUUCGGGAGGACAUCAAAGAUACCCCAUUUGUUACGAUCGACUGGUUGCUAGAUUCGUUGAAUUGGAACGACGGUCACAUGGCAGUGAUACAAUAUGAAGCACUUACGCACAUGAGGCUGACACCGACCGAACAGACAACGCACGGCAACCCAGGGAGUCCCACGCCUCAUUUCGGCACUUCGCCCACCCCGCAUCCGUAG